This is a messenger RNA of Capsella rubella, 1246 nucleotides long. RefSeq names its product 2-dehydro-3-deoxyphosphooctonate aldolase 1. Gene Ontology annotation, molecular function: 3-deoxy-8-phosphooctulonate synthase activity. Lineage: Eukaryota; Viridiplantae; Streptophyta; Magnoliopsida; Brassicales; Brassicaceae. Gene Ontology annotation, biological process: monosaccharide biosynthetic process. The transcript has 14 exons. The record is from RefSeq and is a predicted model, not a curated record. The coding region runs from base 126 to 998 and encodes 290 amino acids. Gene Ontology annotation, cellular component: cytosol; cytoplasm.
GUAUCCAAACACUGUCACGCGGUAAAGGCGACAUGAGAGAUCUCACUUCCCUUCUUCACUCACUCUGCAACGUCGAGAUCAAGUAAAAGAUUUUCGCGAAGGUUUAAAAUUCUCCGGAUAUAAGGAUGGCGGCAGCAUCACCAUUGUACACUCAACUCAAGGCUGCUGAACCAUUCUUUUUGUUGGCUGGUCCAAAUGUGAUCGAAUCCGAGGAGCAUAUUCUUCGAAUGGCAAAGCACAUUAAAGACAUUGCCACAAAAGUUGGGUUGCCUCUUGUUUUCAAGUCAAGUUUUGACAAAGCUAACAGAACUUCUUCAAAGUCAUUUCGAGGUCCUGGCAUGGCGGAGGGUCUGAAGAUUCUUGAGAAGGUGAAAGUAGCAUAUGACCUACCAAUAGUAACUGAUGUUCACGAAUCAAGCCAGUGUGAAGCAGUUGGCAAGGUUGCAGAUAUAAUUCAGAUUCCAGCAUUUUUAUGUCGUCAGACAGAUCUUCUGGUUGCAGCAGCACAAACCGGAAAAAUUAUCAAUAUUAAGAAAGGACAAUUCUGUGCUCCUUCUGUCAUGGAAAAUUCAGCUGAGAAGAUCAGACUGGCUGGGAAUCCAAAUGUGAUGGUUUGUGAAAGAGGAACCAUGUUUGGAUACAAUGAUUUGAUAGUAGAUCCACGUAACUUUGAGUGGAUGAGGGAAGCUAAUUGUCCUGUUGUCGCUGAUAUAACCCAUUCACUACAACAACCUGCAGGCAAGAAGUUGGAUGGUGGUGGCGUUGCUAGUGGAGGCCUUCGCGAGUUAAUACCAUGCAUUGCAAGAACAGCUGUAGCAGUUGGUGUAGAUGGAAUUUUCAUGGAGGUUCAUGAUGAUCCUCUAAGUGCUCCAGUUGAUGGUCCAACUCAAUGGCCUUUGCGUCAUCUAGAAGAACUCCUGGAAGAGCUCAUCGUGAUUGCUAGGGUUACAAAAGGGAAACAGCGAUUCCAAAUCGAUCUCACGCCCUACAGUGAUUAAGAUCAAAGUCAUAGUAAUUCUGAGGUGAGUAACUGAAAUGGGCAUUUAUGAUGAAAUCCCACAGAGUGUUUUUUAUGAUCUUCUCACUAUCAGUGGAGACUAGUUGCGAAAAAAGUGUGAAAUUUUACAGAACAAGCAUGUUAACACAUUAUCUGUCAUCACCAUUUUUCUUUCUUAAGCAAGAGCAAAACAGAGAUUGUUUCUUAAGAAGUGACAAACUUGUAUUUUUCUUAAUCAUUUGCGUGAAA